AUGUUUGAUUCAUUCAAGGAUCCGGGAUUUUUAAGUAUAAGCGAAAAAGCUGACCGUGAAACAUUAAGUACAAUUGAACAUAACUAUUAUAACGAAGAUGAUUUCGAUGCAAAAGAAUAUGAACUUCAAAAAUUACUUUCAUCACAAGCUGGUAAUCCGUUUUUAAAUCUUUCCGAUGUAACUACACGUCGAGACUGUCUUGCUAAUCAAUUAGCAGUCGUAACAAAGCGCGUAUCAAAAUUAAUUCUCGAAAAUAGUUCAUCGUACACUGCAGAAUUACAACGUGUUACUGUGUUAACAAGUGCAUUAGAAGGUUCUAUUGAAACAUGUCAUAGAGCUCGAAGAAACCUACGCCGUGCACAAUAUCAGAUAACAACACGAAAUUUAGGGUUAAUUAGAAAUGCUAUGCGUAAACAGCAAUGGAUUAAUGUUCUUCGGAAUAUUGAAAAAUUAAAAAAACUACAUAGUAUCGAUCAAAAAUUGAAAGAAAUGGUUAAGCACGAAGACUUUGUUGGUGCAAUUCAAUUAUGUACACAAUGUGAAAAUACUGUUCUUCAUUAUAAAGAAUAUACAUGUAUAGGGGAUCUUUCGACGAAACUUCAAGAUACAUUAGAUUUUAUUGAAGAAUCUAUCGAUGUAACAUUAGCUAAACUUUGUUCAAAUUUCAAUCCACAUACAUAUCAACGUUUACUAAAUGCGUAUCGUGUACUUGGAAAAUCAUUAACGUUUAUGGAUCAAUUACAAAUGCAUUUUGUUAAUGUUGUACAAACACGUGCAUUAGAUAUUCUAUUAAAAACCGUUGGAACACAUAACGAUCAAAAUCUAUCAUCGUAUAAUGAUUUAUGCAAAAUCAUUUCAGAAGAAUCCUUUUACAGCUGCCUGCAUGAACUCAAUGUAUGCUUUUGGCAAAUUGUUAAAUCUUACAAAUUAAUUUGGCUUUGGCAUGAAAAGAAUCCGGCAUCGAUUGAAGCUACCCAAGGUGAUAGACCUGAGCCAAGCCAAGAAUUUCUUAUUCAAAAACUCGAAGGCGGAUCAAGUCGUUUAUGGCAUGAAAUUCAACAAAAAAUGAAAACAUUUAUUCUCGAAAAUAAUAUGACAACUUUCAAAUUUGAAGCAUUUAUACAAGUACUUAAAGUUGUCAAUCGACUUAUGGAAAUAGGUGAACAAUUCUGUCGGAAUGAUUCUAGUAUACUUCAAGAAGCAAUGCGACGACAAAGUAUAGUUUAUUUUCGUUCAUAUCAUAAUGGCCGUUUAGAUGAAUUGAAAAUGUUUCUUGAAAAUGAAACUUGGCAACGAUGUCCAGUUAAAUCAACCUUUCAUAUAACUCAAUUACAUGAAUUUCGAUUUCUACGUGAAACACCUUCGUUUGGAUCCGAUUUAGCGACUUCGACAUCAUUCAAUCAGAAGUCUGAUCUUGAUUUGUUCGAUCGAUAUUUGUAUACGGAACGAGAACAUCCAUUUGAUCUCGAUCAAACACACGCAGGACUAUCAUCUUCGCCAUCACAAUACAGUGAUACGAAUUCGCUAGAGGCCGACGAUUUAAAUCUGACCAAUGGAAAUUCAUAUUAUGAAAGAAAAAGUCGAUCUCAUUCAAAUUCAUCGACUGAAUCAGACAUUGAACAUGGCCGCGAUGAACAAAAAAAAUCCUCGACUCUUCAUAACCAUUCUCGAUAUCAUGAAGGAAAAAAUGCACCCACUAUUGUUACAAAUACAACUUUAAAUGUAACCAGAUUAUUUGGUCGAUAUAUGGAAAUGAUCGAAAUGCUUAAACCUAUUGCAUUCGAUGUUAUUAUUUGUAUGACACAACUUUUUGAUUAUUAUCUUUAUACAGUUUAUACAUUAUUUGCUUGUGAUAUGAAUGAAAUUCCAGCUGAUGCACUAAGUAGUAGAUUAAGGUAUACAAUUAAACGAAUUAAUGAUAAUUUAAUUGCCAAUAAUGAUUCAGAAGCAGCACGUCAUGAAAAAAUAGCCGCUGCUCAUUUAUCACCAUUAGUGGAUCUAAAUGGGCCUAGAAGUAUUCUCUAUGGUCUUCCACCACGCAUUGUUGCUGCUGAAUCACUUGUUUUUCUUGCCGAACAAUUUGAUUUUCUUCUUCCGUAUUUAAAAUUAAUGAUACCGUCGGAACGUCACGGAUUUUUAACUCAAUUCUAUUCUCAAACUAUUCAAGUAACACACGAAUUACGUAUUCCAAUUUAUCAUAAUGUAUCAGCGAAUAUUCUUGAUUAUAUGUCAAUUGCAUUAAUGAUAAGUAAAGUUAAUUGGGAUAUAGGAGAAAUUCUAACACAACAUAAUGUCUAUGUUGAUAAACUUGCGAAUGAACUACAAACGUUUCGAAAUCAAUUCGAUCAUAUUAAUGAACAAUUAUUACCAGUACCAAAAGCUGUUUAUAGAACAAUAUGGGAUCAAAUAUUAGAUAAAAUAUUUUACACUAUGGUCGAAGGAUAUGCAAGUGCAAAAAAAUGUAGUAAUGAAGGUCGAGCAUUGAUGCAACUUGAUUUUCAACAAUUACUUCGAAGAUUAGAGCGGAUUAUUGGAGAUCUCAAACCUUUGCCACAUAAAGAAUUCGUUGAAAAUUACAUCAAAGCAUAUUAUUUACCUGAACAAUCAAUUGAUCAGUGGGUUCGAGAUAAUACGAUGUAUACAAUAAAACAACGAAUGGCAUUAAUAUCAAUGAUGUCACUUUUAAGUAGAAAGAAACGUGCACAAUUAACGCAAUAUCUUGAUGAACAAGAGCGAUCUCGUACUCCAGUGCUGACAUCUUAA
Molecule: messenger RNA, 2763 nt
Organism: Rotaria socialis
Lineage: Eukaryota; Metazoa; Rotifera; Eurotatoria; Philodinida; Philodinidae
Source: the annotation of a GenBank genome assembly